UCGACAGUGUUGGUGUCCGCUGACUCCUUCAACACUCUUGAACACGCGCCAUUUGAACGCCGCAUUCACGUUCCCACCUCCGAACCGCUCCUAUCUAUAAUAUACCCACCGUUCUCCUCUCCAUUGCCUCGGCCUCAGCUUCAGCUUCUUCUUCGUAUCUUCUAUUCUCUCGCCUAUGGGGAAUCUGCUCUCGGGCCAAGCGCCCGACGGCAAGGUCGUGCUCCCCGACGGCACUGUCCUUGAGCUCGACCGCCCGACGUCCGUGGCGGAGCUCAUGCUCGAGCACCCGCGCCAGUACGUGCUCGACCUACGGUCCCUGUCCGCCGGCAACUCCAACGCUGCACCGCUCCCCGCGGAUCACAUGCUGGAGGCCGGUAAGGCCUACGUGAUGCUUCCGAUGGCCCAUGGGAGAGCCACCGGCUUGUCGGCGGGCGAGGCCCGUCGGGUCCUGGCGGCGGCAACCCGAUCGAUGACGAAGAUGCAGCAACCGCCGUGCACGCGCGCGGUGGGGGUGACGGAGAGCGAGCGAGCGGAAUGGCCGGCAGAGGAGUUUGAGGAGGGAACGGAGUUCUUCAGGCGGCAGCAUUCGAGCAAACGGUGGAAGCCGAGCCUUGGUACGAUAGAAGAGGAGAGUUUGGAGAGGAAGGUGCCUCAUUGGUUGUUUUAAGAGCUGCAAUUGCAUGUAACAGUAGUUAUUAUGGUUAUGUGCCUAUGGCUGUACGAGAAUUAAGUUGCAGAGGAGUGUAGAAAGAAACACCUUCCAGAUUAGACUCGAAUCAGACCAAACUAGGACGAGACGAAGCGGCGGGAGUCAACGCCUUCUCUCUUCAAUGAGGACCCUUGAAAACCCAUAAUGACCCAUGUCUCGGUGCAAAAAUGUCAUGCUGGUUUCGACGAGAUAGUUGGCUCUCGAACCACAUCUGUUCGGACGUUGUGUUGACAUUGGACUAUCAAGCUUCAUGCAAUUCAAUUCA
This is a messenger RNA of Musa acuminata AAA Group (dessert banana), 974 nucleotides long. RefSeq lists its product as uncharacterized. Lineage: Eukaryota; Viridiplantae; Streptophyta; Magnoliopsida; Zingiberales; Musaceae. The record is from RefSeq and is a predicted model, not a curated record. The coding region runs from base 176 to 667 and encodes 163 amino acids. The transcript has a single exon.